AUGGACGAAAUAGGGAUGCAACUAGAGCAUAAAGCAAGACAUGUUGUUGCCAGGAAAGGCUCAAAAUACAUCCAGAGUCGAACAAGUGGUAACAAAAAGAUAAUUACUGUCAUAUGUUGCUUAAAUGCUGCUGGUCAAGUAAUACCACCUCAUAUAAUAGGGAAAGGAAAAACUGUACGUACCCUUUAUGGUUUUGAUACAGAAAAUGCUCCAAGUGGAGCAACAUGGAGUGUGUCUGAAAAGGGCUGGACAAAACGAGGUAUUGCGGAGUUAUGGUUUGAGAAAACAUUUCUUCCAAAUAUUGGCUCAGCAAGACCACAGAUUCUAAUCCUAGAUGGACAUGACUCACACAACUUUGUUGAAAUGAUUGAGCUGGCUAUUGUAAACCAAAUUGAAAUUGUUGAGCUUCCAGCUCACACCAGCAACUGGUUGCAGCCUUGUGACAGAACAGUUUUUAAGCCACUAAAAACUGCUUAUUCUGAGGUCUGCCAAACAAUGAUGAACGACUACCCAGGUAUAGUAGUCUUGCAUUCUAACUUUUGUGGUUUAUUUUCAAAAGCAUGGAAAUAUGCAAUGACUGAUGCAAAUAUACGCUCUGGAUUUUGA
This is a messenger RNA of Hydra vulgaris (swiftwater hydra), 606 nucleotides long. RefSeq lists its product as uncharacterized. Gene Ontology annotation, molecular function: DNA binding. NCBI's taxonomy places the organism in Eukaryota, Metazoa, Cnidaria, Hydrozoa, Anthoathecata, Hydridae. Gene Ontology annotation, cellular component: nucleus. The record is from RefSeq and is a predicted model, not a curated record.